AUGCGCGCCAUCGUCUUUGCCAGCUGGCUCAACGUCCUCCUCGUCUUCAUUCCUGUCGGCUGGGCGCUCCACUUCACCCACCAGAACGACACAAUCGUUUUCGUCUUCACGUUCCUCGCCAUCAUCCCGCUCGCCAAGUUGCUCGGUUACGGCACCGAGGAGCUUGCUCUGCGUGUCGGACAGACUCUCGGAGGCCUCAUGAACGCGACCUUGGGCAACGCCGUCGAGCUCAUCGUCUCUAUCAUUGCCCUGGUCAAAUGCGAGAUUCAUAAGGCCACGUUUCUACAGGUCGUCCAGUCGUCGCUCCUCGGAUCCAUCCUGUCCAACCUUCUACUCGUCCUCGGCAUGUGCUUCUUCGCGGGCGGCAUCAAGUUCCAGGAGCAGGGCUUCAAGGACACGGCCGCGCAGCUCAACUCGUCCCUGCUCGUCAUCUCCGUCAUCGCCAUCCUCCUCCCCGCCGGCUACAACGCCGCCUUUGCCGACAACCAGACGGCCGAGAUCGAGCAGGACCGCAUUCUCAAGAUGUCGCGAGGCAUUGCCGUCAUCCUUCUCGUCGUCUACCUCGCGUACUUGUUCUUCCAGCUCUUCACGCACCAGCACCUCUACGCCGAGGGCCACGACGAGGAGGAGGAAGAAGUCGAGGAGCCGACGCUCAACAAGUGGGCCGCUCUUGUGCUGCUCGUCGUCGUCACGGUCCUCGUCGCCGUCACUGCCGAGUUCCUCGUCGGCAGCAUCAAUGGCCUGACCGAGGCGCACCCCGAGAUCAGCGUCGAGUGGGUUGGCCUCAUCCUUCUCCCGAUUGUCGGCAAUGCCGCCGAGCACGUCACUGCAGUGUCCGUCUCGGUCCACGACAAGAUCGACCUCUCGAUGGGCGUCGCCGUCGGCUCGAGCAUCCAGAUUGCCCUCUUCGUCAUUCCCUUCAUGACCGUCCUCGGCUGGAUCAUGGACAAGCCUCUGUCGCUCCUCUUCGACCCGUUCGAGUCGAUUACUCUCUUCCUCAGCGUUCUCAUCGUCAACUACACGAUCCAGGACGGCCGCUCAAACUGGCGUACGUCUCCUUUCUCUGCCGUGUACAUCAUCGUCGCCGUCGCCUUCUGGUUCUACCCGGCCGGCGGCAACCAGGCGUUCACGUGUUGA
This is a messenger RNA of Rhodotorula graminis WP1, 1137 nucleotides long. RefSeq lists its product as uncharacterized. Gene Ontology annotation, cellular component: fungal-type vacuole membrane. NCBI's taxonomy places the organism in Eukaryota, Fungi, Basidiomycota, Microbotryomycetes, Sporidiobolales, Sporidiobolaceae. Bases 1 to 1137 code for a protein of 378 amino acids. Gene Ontology annotation, biological process: intracellular calcium ion homeostasis; calcium ion transmembrane transport. The record is from RefSeq and is a predicted model, not a curated record. Gene Ontology annotation, molecular function: calcium:proton antiporter activity. The transcript has 15 exons.